AUGAAUCACGGACCUCCCUCGACCGCUCCUACUCGUACUCCUGCUCCUGCUCCUGCUCGUACUCCUGCUCCUGCUCCUACUCGUACUCCUGCUCCUGCUCCUGCUCCUGCUUCUACUCCUGCUUCUACUCCUGCUCAUGCUCCUGCUCCUGCUACUGCCGCUGCCUCAAUCCCCGCCUCGGCCCUCCAGCCAAAGCCCAUCCGCUUCGUCACCAACCACGAUGGGCCCUACGCAAAGCGCCGCAGGAUCAACUCGGCCUGCCUGACCUGUCGCCGCAAGAAGACGCGCUGCUCUGGCGAACGCCCAGUCUGCGGUACAUGCACCCAGAACAAGCACGAAUGCGCCGGCUAUGGAGACGACAACGCCCUGCCGGACACGAGCCGCGACAGCACAAAGGCCGGCCGCAGAGAGAGCACAGAGCCAACCAGUGCACCUGGCAGAAAAAGAGAACUCUCCAUCGACGUUCCACCACCACCACCGCCACAACCGCCACCGCCGCCGCCACACCCCCCUCCUCAACCCCCUCGCCCACAGCUGCCGCACAUGGCUUCGUCCAACAUGUCAGCGCUGUCUGACGCCUCCACCACCAAUCUCGCGCCCACGCAAGAGGGCGACGACGAGAGCAGCCUGCUCAGCCUCAGCACGCGCAACAGGAUGCCCUACUUCCGCUACUUUGGCCCCACCGCCAUCAUGCCUGGCUUCCGCCAAAUGGUCGUCAAGGUCAGAGGCCAGCGACAUGGAAGCGCCCACACGCUCUCAGACCAGCACGCUGUCGAAUCAUCGCCUGCAGAGCCGCUGGGCUCGCCACCAAUAGCUGAGGCGCGCACCCCGCUCGAGAUACCCGUCUACGACCACUCGAACUUGUCCCCCAGUCCGCUCAUCACACAUCUGUGCAAUCUGUUCUUCGUCAAUCUAGGCUGCUGCUUUCCCUUCCUGCAACGCGAGCGCUUCAUGCGGGAUCUCGAGGAAAAGCAGGUCGAUGCCAUUCUUGUCGACGCUGUGUGCGCUUUGGCUGCCAGAUUCUCCACUCACCCAAUGUUGAUGCGGGCGGGAAGCAGUCAACAGCAAGAUACAACCGACAACAAGUCCAGGACCCAUCACCCUGAAGCAGGGCAAGCUUUCGCCCAACGAGCAAAAUCCAACAUACCAGACGCCUUCCCGUGCCCCAAUGUGGCCGUGGUGCAGGCUGCACUGUUGUUAGCCUACGAUGAGUUUGGGGCGAGCCGUGACAGUGGACUUUGGAUGUACCUAGGUAUCGCUAUUCGCAUGGCGCAGGACCUGGGCAUGCAGACGCUGGAAGGGCUCAAGUACGAGGGCCGCAACGGCAUCACUCCCAAGCUCGUCAAGACGGACUCCAACAGCGGCAAGAUGCCAGCAUUGCAAGAGAGACGCUCACAGCAGACCGAAGGAACUACCUCUGACGAACAGGAACAAAGGUCCGUCGAACGCGAGCGUCUCGACACCUUCUGGUCCAUCUUUUUCCUGGACCGUGUCAUCUCAUCAGGUACUGGGCGUCCGGUCACAAUUCGCGAUCGCGACAUAGAGAUUAGCUUUCCCUCGUUGGACGAAGUGGAUCCGUCAUCAGGGUGGCCAUUGCCCUUUCCUGCCCUCAUCCGUAUCAUUCACCUCUAUGGGCGCGCCACGGAUUUGUUGAACAGAGUGAGGGAUGUUUCAGACAUUACGAAGGACCUGCAGAAGCAACUCGAUUCUCUUGAGAACCGUUUAACAGAAAUCUACCAGAACUUGUCACCAAAGCUACACUUCAACGCCGUCAACUUUCAGCAGUAUGUCAAGUUUAACCAGGGAACAAACUUUCUGCUCCUCCACUGCUGGUUUCACGUUCUGAUAGUCUUGCUCCACCAGCCGACUCUGCUAAAGCCAUUCGAAGGAAGUCCACAAUCGCUCUCCGCUAACAGCAAGGAAAUUUCAAUGUCUUCCGCCAAGACAGUUGCCGACAUCUUGUCUUUCACUGAACUCAUCGAUGCAAAGACUGGGGUGUGCAAUCCAUUCACAAGUCAGCCUAUCUAUAUAGCUGCGUGUGCCUUUCUCCAGGAACCUGCAAUGCACUCAGCAUCCUCUCAGCCGCAAUCUCGACCUCCGUCUCGCCCUCCGUCUCGCCCUCCAUCUCGCCCUCCAUCUCGCCCUCCAUCUCGCCCUCCAUCUCGCCCUCCAUCUCGACCUGUAUCUCCCGGUCCGCGGGGCGAGCCAAGGGAAACUAAAGCUCCGCUUACACAACUGAACCUCGACAAAACCCUGACCAAUGGAGACAGGUUGAAUGCCUUGCACGACCGUGAACAAGCGCAAGCUUCCAAACACACCCUACUCGCCUCGGCAGCAAACCAGAACUACCAACGCUGCUACCGUGCACUCAAGUCACUCGAGACAUACUGGGGAGGUGUCAAGUACAUCGUCACUGUACUAGACCAGAAAGCAAAGGGAGUUGAUAAUCCACUACUAUACACCAGAGAAGAAAUGGAGAGCGCUUUGGAAGUCCCCCGACCAGAGCCCUCGUUUACGAGUCCUGGGUGGCGCAGGAAGGUCAGUUGGGGCACGUACUUGACGACGCGGAGCCCGGACGGCGACAUGACCAAUGUGCCUGUGGCCAUCAGAAAAGGAACCAGAACGCCUACCAUGCCUGGCUCGCCAAUAGGCCUCUCUACUCAAGCCAUUGGUUGGUCGCUUACUGGCACAAUGAACUCUCCGUCCACGAAUGUUGCCGUCAUGUACACGUCUGACAGCAACAAUGACAACAACGCUGGACAGGGGGCAAAGCAAGCACCGUCCCGGCCGCCCGCUAGUACACAUCCCUCCAUCGCUUCACUCAUUUCGAAUCCUUCGGUCAAAUUCGAGCCCUCGCAGCCAGCUAUGCCGUCACCAUCCAUCUAUCCACACUUCAACCCCGCGUCUAUGCCCCCGCCCCCGGCCAACAAUCCAUACGGACUUGUGCCUGCACCUGAUCCUGCGUUGGUAUCGGACGCUGAUCUUCUGUUGAACCUCCACUCUCCAUUCCAUAGCGCAUCACCCAAUCUUGCGCCUCCGCAGUACGCUACCUCCUACGUCAGAUCUGCGUCCGUGCAACACAACCAAGCGCAUCAGGUGCAAACAAAUGAAUUCUCACCGACGUUCGGCAUGUACACCACGCCAACAGACAACGCAUUUGGCAACAUGGUCAUCGACACGCAGGAUGUGGACAUGUCUGUGCUCGGCGCAGACAUGAUGCCCUGGGAUCUGGAGUACCUACCGCAUGAUAUGCUUUACUUUGGCGACGGUGGGUUUGGCGCCAACGACAUGGGGGUGCAUAACAAUGCACCAGUCGGUCAGCGUGGGCUGAGAGAAUCAUGA
Molecule: messenger RNA, 3342 nt
Organism: Ascochyta rabiei
Lineage: Eukaryota; Fungi; Ascomycota; Dothideomycetes; Pleosporales; Didymellaceae
Exons: 4
Coding region: 1-3342 (1113 amino acids)
Biological process (GO): regulation of DNA-templated transcription; DNA-templated transcription
Molecular function (GO): DNA binding; DNA-binding transcription factor activity, RNA polymerase II-specific; zinc ion binding
Source: RefSeq, a predicted model, not a curated record